Molecule: messenger RNA, 1128 nt
Organism: Clonostachys rhizophaga
Lineage: Eukaryota; Fungi; Ascomycota; Sordariomycetes; Hypocreales; Bionectriaceae
Source: the annotation of a GenBank genome assembly
AUGGAUCUCGCCUACGACCCUCACGCCGAACGCGCUCGUCGCAAGGCCUCCUCGACCUCCCUCAACCGCCUCACACUCGCCCCGUUGACUACGAAGCUGCCCCUGGAUCACGAUGACCAAGCUCUCGUGGACUCCCAGGCCGCCUUUACCACCAUGUCGCGAAGAACGUCCUACAUCCAGGGCAAGUCGGCGCCUACCACUCCUCGCCUUCUCUCCCGCUCCCCUGCCACACCUCGCUCCCGCUCACAGCAACGAACCCCGUCCGAGCCAAGCAUGGCCUUCUCGAAGAGUAAAUCUACUACGCAUCUCGGAUCAGCCCAGGGUCGAAGGUCUUCCCGUGGCCACGGCUCGGCCACACCCCGUCGGAGAAGGGGAGGUCACGAGGACACGAAUGGCCGCACUGACAGCGACUGGUUACUCCGGACGGGAGCCCUCAUGACCUCCGAGUCGCGUGAGUUCAAGGGACAGUCCUGGCUUGUGUCCAGGCAGAGUUCCACGAGCCUCCAGGGCGCACAGGAUGAUGAAGAUGAUGCCUUUGACCAAGAAUUGGUCAUGGAGCGUAGCAACCACCAUCUUGGAAGCAGACGUCCCAGUGUCGGGAUCUUAGAAGACGAUGCCUCCCCUUAUGGAAGCCGUUUCCACAGCCGCCAUGGAAGCAGGUCGCACAGCAUCGUGGAUUUCCGGGACAGUUAUAUUACGCCGUUAGAGCACGUCGAAGGCGAUUCGUACUUUGCAGCUCGCGGGGGUGUAGACAUGGUAGAACCUGACUUUGUCAAUCUCGACGAGAAACUGGAGGAGCUGGAGCAAGACACCGUGCAAGACGACGAGGCUGCUGUCAGAAGAUUAGUUCGACAUGGCCAGUCUGGAACGGGCUCAUGGAUCAGCAAUAUGAUUGGAUGGUCUCUCUUCUCUGUAGAGGAGAAUGAUGAAGAUUCCGAAGACGAGGAGGAUGACUAUGGGUCACUGGAGGACCUAUCGCCUGCGCCUGGGCACUCAGGGUGGUCAGCUCGCCACUUCGAGGGCAUCUCAAAUGUUCCAGAGGAAAAGAUCCCACCACCCGUCACGGAUCAGGGGCCCUGGCAAGAUGCCGCUUGGUUGCUCAGCGUAGCCACCAAAGUCAUGUUUUAG